AGAAAAGGGAGGUUCGUACCCCCCGAGACAACGUGGAAGCACCACGAAACAGUCUCGGCUGCUCGAGACUCGCUAAACUAACAGUCGUGGCUUUUUCUUUGGCUUCCGAUGGCCCACAACUGCUCAACACCAAUUUACGUCAUUGAUCUCUUCGAUUUACGGUAUGUAACACUCCUCUUCUCUCCUAGUGACGUUCCUGCAAGGUCAUGACUUUUAGCGAAUAUUUUCCCUUCGUUUCACCCUCUCAUAAUGCUUGUUUGCACAUCAUACUUUCAACGGUCUGCUCUAGACCACAUACGAGAUCCGGUCAGAUCCAUCCUGGUGAGCUUGUAACCUUUGCAUCAGCGCAACUAGACUAUUUCGGCACCAACUGACCACUGAGAGCUCAUCACAGACUCUUGUCUAGUCUAGAUUGCCAUCGGCAAUUUCUUUUGGUAUCUGAGAUCAGCCUGGGUGUUUUGGUACUUCAGACUCAUGAAUAGGUCUAGACUACAAGAACCUCGGUUGCUCCUAUAAGGAGAUGUAUUGGAAAAAACUCCUUCCUUCCUGCUGUUCCCGC
Messenger RNA from Suhomyces tanzawaensis NRRL Y-17324, 559 nucleotides. RefSeq lists its product as uncharacterized. The transcript has a single exon. The record is from RefSeq and is a predicted model, not a curated record. NCBI's taxonomy places the organism in Eukaryota, Fungi, Ascomycota, Pichiomycetes, Serinales, Debaryomycetaceae. The coding region runs from base 207 to 374 and encodes 55 amino acids.